AUGUCUUCACGAGAAGAGAAUGUUUACAUGGCGAAAUUGGCCGAACAAGCCGAACGUUAUGAAGAAAUGGUUGAAUUCAUGGAGAAAGUAGCAAAGACUGUGGAUGUUGAAGAACUCACUGUUGAAGAGAGGAAUCUUCUCUCUGUUGCUUACAAGAAUGUGAUUGGAGCGAGAAGAGCUUCGUGGAGGAUCAUUUCUUCGAUUGAGCAGAAGGAAGAGAGCAAAGGGAACGAAGAUCAUGUCGCUAUUAUCAAGGAUUACAGGGGAAAAAUCGAAACUGAACUUAGCAAAAUCUGUGAUGGGAUUUUGAAUGUUCUUGAAGCUCAUCUGAUUCCAUCUGCUUCACCGGCUGAGUCUAAAGUCUUUUACCUUAAAAUGAAGGGAGACUAUCACAGGUAUCUUGCUGAGUUUAAGGCUGGUGCUGAGAGGAAAGAAGCUGCUGAAAGCACUUUGGUUGCUUACAAAUCUGCUCAGGACAUUGCCAUUGCUGAGUUAGCUCCCACUCACCCGAUAAGGCUUGGUCUUGCACUCAACUUCUCUGUGUUUUACUAUGAAAUCCUUAACUCGCCUGAUCGUGCAUGCAGCCUCGCUAAACAGGCUUUUGAUGAAGCUAUCGCUGAGUUGGAUACAUUGGGUGAGGAAUCAUACAAGGACAGUACUCUGAUUAUGCAGUUGCUCAGAGACAAUCUCACUCUCUGGACUUCAGACAUGACAGAUGAAGCAGGAGAUGAGAUCAAGGAGGCAUCGAAGCCCGAUGGCGCAGAGUAA
Arabis nemorensis is the source of this 768-nucleotide messenger RNA. Lineage: Eukaryota; Viridiplantae; Streptophyta; Magnoliopsida; Brassicales; Brassicaceae. The record is from the annotation of a GenBank genome assembly.